Dendrobium catenatum is the source of this 2090-nucleotide messenger RNA. RefSeq lists its product as uncharacterized. The coding region runs from base 257 to 1555 and encodes 432 amino acids. The transcript is spliced from 3 exons. NCBI's taxonomy places the organism in Eukaryota, Viridiplantae, Streptophyta, Magnoliopsida, Asparagales, Orchidaceae. The record is from RefSeq and is a predicted model, not a curated record.
AAUCUCCUGCAACUUUUUGUGCUUACCCCCCUGCUUUUCCGGAAAAUACCGAAGCGGGCCAAAUACAAGGGCUUUAUUUCCUAUUUUUUUAUUACGUUUCUGCCUAGUGCCUAUCUAUUCUCUCUCUACUUGCGCGCUACGUGAAAUUUACGCUGCGGACCUUCCCAAGAAAAAACAUUUGCAGAUGUACCCAUGCUGGGGGUCUUCUUCUAAAUUCUCACUGUAAGUUCUUCUCGGUAACGGGAGCUCUGAGGAGAUGGAGAGGAGGCAGGGAUUCUUCUCGGCGCUGCGAGAGUUUUCGCCGGCGAGGUUGAGGUCAAAAAACACGACAAUGCCGCGGCGGAGGAACUGGACGGAGCCGCCUCCGGUGGCGAGAUCUGGUGGUGAAGCACUUGCGCCGCUCUUGGAAGGGCCGGAUCCCGGUGAUGGCGGAGGUGGGGAGUGCAAGAAGGAUGGGUGGGGCGAGUGGGUAUGGGCGCAGCUUGCGAGAGCGCCGGCGGUGGCCGGAGGCCACCGUCGGUCGGACCUCCGGCUGCUGCUCGGCGUCAUGGGGGCGCCUCUCGCGCCGGUUCACGUCUGUGCCGGCGAGCCUCUCCCUCAUUUGAGCAUCAAGGAUACACCCAUAGAAACUUCUUCUGCUCAAUAUAUACUGCAGCAGUACACUGCAGCUUCUGGUGGUAUUAAGCUUCUGAGCACAAUUCAUAAUUCUUAUGCCAUGGGGAAGAUGAGGAUGGUGGCAUCUGAGUUUGAGACUGCGACCAAGGUGAUGAAGAAUCGAAAUUCUUCAAGAGAUGCUGAGUCUGGUAGCUUUGUGCUGUGGCAGAUGGCUCCUGAGAUGUGGUAUGUUGAGCUUGCGGUUGGUGCCAGCAAGAUCCAUGCUGGCUGCAAUGGAAAGACAGUUUGGCGACACACCCCUUGGCUUGGUGCUCAUGCUGCCAAGGGCCCUGUUCGCCCUCUUCGUCGAGCACUUCAAGGUCUUGAUCCGCUGACAACCGCAAACAUGUUUGCGAAUGCGCAGUGUAUUGGAGAGAAGAAAGUUAAUGGAGAGGAUUGCUUCAUUCUUAAGCUUUGUGCUGAUCCACUGACUUUGAAAGCUAGGAGCGAGGGACCUGCAGAGAUUAUAAGGCAUGUAAUGUUUGGAUAUUUUAGCCAGAAAACUGGGCUUCUUAUCCACAUGGAGGAUUCGCACCUCACACGGAUCCAAUCAAGUUCUGGAGGUGAGGCAGUGUACUGGGAGACCACCAUUACUUCCCUUCUCGACGACUACCGACCUGUUGAGGGUGUUAUGGUUGCCCAUUCAGGCCACUCUGUUGUCACUCUUUUCAAGUUUGGCGAAGCGGCCAUGAGUCACACCAAGACCAGGAUGGAGGAAGCAUGGACCAUUGAAGAGGUGGCAUUCAAUGUUCCUGGUCUUUCCAUGGAUUGCUUCAUUCCUCCUUCAGAUCUGAAGUGCAGCUCAGUCAGUGAAAACCCUGAACUUGCUCAAACGCAGAGGGGGAAGAAUGCUAUGCCAAACUCUGAUCGAGCAAAGGCCUCAGCUUUCGAGAGGCAAUAACCUAACAUAACUAACCAGCUUUCAUGGAACCUGCAAGUGUGAUGCAGCUAUGGGUAAUUAGGACAGGUAUUUCACCAAAUUGUUUAUAUUCCUAGUUUCUUAUUUUACUAACUUGGAAUGAUAAAUAGGUUAGUUAAAAUUCAAAAUUGAUUCCAGAUGGAUUGGAGUUGUUUUGAAUCCUUCUGGUUUGUUAGCAUUCUACCAUCCUCUUGAUUCAGUCCCAGGUGGCAAAAAAAAUGAAAAAGUUUUGCUGCCAGAUUGAAACAGCUCAAAUUGCUUAUUAAGAUUUGAGCUUUCAGUUCUAUUUUUGUCAUUUUGAUUGAAUUUACAUCUCCCUUAGUAUGCAGUUCUUAGGUAAGUGUUGAUAGGUUUUUUAUUCAAAGUUGUGGUUUAGGAGUUGCCAAAUCAACCAGACUUUGGAUUUAAUGUGAUCUGGUUGUGGUGUGUGGAUUAAUUACUAUGUUGCUGUAGUUCUUGUAAAAGAAACUCAAAUUUUUAUGAGAUUAAUGAAUGGGCUACAAGUGUUUCAAUUGAA